This is a messenger RNA of Schistosoma haematobium, 11677 nucleotides long. RefSeq names its product STE20/SPS1- proline-alanine-rich protein kinase, variant 2. Gene Ontology annotation, biological process: protein phosphorylation. Bases 2056 to 3012 code for a protein of 318 amino acids. Gene Ontology annotation, molecular function: ATP binding; protein serine/threonine kinase activity. NCBI's taxonomy places the organism in Eukaryota, Metazoa, Platyhelminthes, Trematoda, Strigeidida, Schistosomatidae. The record is from RefSeq and is a predicted model, not a curated record. The transcript has 6 exons.
GGCAAUCAAUAGCUUAUGAACCCAUCUCUUAAUACAUAGUUUUAGUGAACUUCAUUAUUAAUGUACUAUCCAGUGAAUAUUUUCAAGAUUUUUAUUUGACAGUUUAUGAGAAACGUUCACUGUAACAUCAAUCUACGUAUUCUUACAUUUCUAUGUUACACCUUACAGUAACAUUUGAAUGACGGAUACCAUCAGGAUAGGUUAAAAGAAGAUUAGAGGGGUCGAAGUCUGUCUGUUAGUCAUUUGCAACGUAGAAUGUGGUAUGUGUAUACAUCAAUUCAAGUUGUCAUGCCCCAUUAGCACAGCGAGAGUGAAUUGUUAGGGCGAAUCUCAUAACAGUCGAGGUAAUAGUAGUAUCAAUGUUAAUAGGAAAGAUUAAGUAUCCAAGAUACAAUCCAAGAAAAUACAAAUUAUUGAAAUAGAGAGGAUUGAGCAUAAAAUUUGGAAAAGGAUGAAAAGUGUAUGCACCUGCGCCAUUACAAACGAUUUUCAGUCAUGUCAUUCAAAGUCAUCAACCAAUGGUUACGAUAAUCACGCGAACCCCAACUAGAUAGUCUACAUCUGUUAACUUGGCUCAGUUCAUUUUUGAGUGACUUCAUGAACUGAUGGCUAGAAGUGUCUAAAUCCGAGAUAUCCUUCCAGUAGUGCAUGAUAUUAUUGGUUGGUGGUUAGGAUCAUGUCGAAUGAUGCAGGAUUCUUGGUUAGUUGAAAUGUUAGGUUAUCUACCACCAACUAUGGGUCAUAGUAAUGUAGCUGCAUUCAUUAACUCCCUGUAAACGUUAAGCAUAAUGUCACUUCUCAUACUAUAUGAUCUCAUUUGUCUUUCUAAAAACAUUAUAUCCAAUUGCGCAGUUUACAUUGAGGAUUGGCCUUAGUUAGACAACUACUGAAAAUCACGAAGUACUGGACAACUGUUUUGUCUUAUCACGGGAUUGUUUACCAGUGUACAUAUACGAUUCUAUUGAGGAACGAACCCAGGACAUUCGUAUCUCGUUGCACAAUACCCCUAAUCGAUCGAAGUUACAAAUGUAAACCGUUGGAUGAUCCACCCGAAACCUGAAUGUUCUAGGUUCAAUCCAGAAUCUUCUCAUGAAUGUGCACUACUGACGAGUCUCGUAGCAGUAGGAAGCAACUAUCCAGUGCUUCUGAGCUUUUAGUAGUUCAACUAAAUUCAUCCCCCAAUAUAAAUUAUAAAAUCUCUACAACUCUUCCCCAUACUGAUAAUAUUUCAAAUGUUUAUUUUUGUACUGCUAUUAAUCUCCUGUCCUACCCUCAUAUUGAUGUGUUAGGAAAAGUAAAUCGAUACAUACUCGUACCGGAUCUUACGUCAGCUAUCACUAAGUAUAGAUAUGUAAUAAAAAAACGUUAUAAUAUAAACGUUUUUGACAGCUUUUUUUGCAUAGGAACACAUUGAAUAUCAACUUGCUUCAGUUGUUCGUGUGCACAAAUGAUCAGGCUACAUUUUUCAUAGCUGGAUAAUGUCAACUCGUUUACUGAUAUUAAUUCUUUAAAGUCUGAUUGAGAUCCAUACUUCUAACGGCACUCAAGAUCACUGUAUUCAUAAUCAACCUCCCUCUUCAAUUUCUAUGAUUGAAAUCCAUGUACAUUAUAGUAGAUGACUUGAUAAAGCAUCUCUGUUUUUCUUGUUUUUGUUUUGUAAAGAAUGUCAGCUUUAUUACAAGGUGAAAUCAUUCUUUUUCUCAGUCAGUCAGUAACAACGUAGAACUUCGUACGCAUGUACAUCAGUUCGAGUUGCCAUACCACAUUAGCACAGAGAUUCUUUUUCACAAGUUUUUACUCAUUCGAUUAAAUAUCAUAAUACAACAUAAAUUUGUAUAAGUUAAUUUAUUUCUUUUUUAUUCUAUAUACCUAUUUCACUAAAAUAUCAUUACUCUUAAAUACAGCGAUCUAAAAUGUGGUAAUUUAUUAGUCAAAGAUGAUGGAAUCAUUCAAAUAGCAGAUUUUGGAGUUGCUGGAUUUUUAGCUACUCAACCGCUUACUGCAACUGGUAGUGUUGAUUUAAGACGGUAUACAUUUGUUGGUACACCUUGUUGGAUGGCUCCGGAAGUUAUGCAACAAGCUCGUGGUUACAAUCAAAAAGCAGAUAUAUGGUCAUUAGGUAUUACAACUAUUGAAAUGGCAACUGGUCAAGCUCCUUAUGCAAAAUUUGCACCAAUGAAGGUAUUAAUGCUUACAUUACAAAAUGAUUCACCGGAUAUUGACAGUGUUGCAACAGUUAACAAUCAAUAUUUAAAUUAUGGACACAAAUUUCGUAAAUUCACCAAAGCUUGCCUUAUGAAAGAUCCAGGUCAACGUUUAUCUGCUCGUGAAUUACUUAGCCAUACUUAUAUCAAAUCAAAAGCGAAGGAUCGAGAAUUACUUUGUCGAGUUUUGCUUGGUGGUGAGAUGCCACCUCCUAUUUCUCGUAUCAAUAAGCACCCGGAUGAUCGAUCAGAAAAGCGUGAUCCUAAGAAUAACAGUACAGAAUGGAAUUUCGAUACAGUGGGACGUGUAUCUAAUAGUGGUGUUGAUAGUGAUGAUGAUAGUGAUGAGAAUGACUAUAAGGUUACUUCAUAUACUGAUCGUUCUGGUAGUGUACUCCAACCUUGUAAUUCAUCUAGUGGAUUUGAUUUUCCAUCAGAAUUAUUAACUCAAACAAAUGCAACUGCUGUAAUCGGUUCAUCUGCGUCUAAUCAAGUAAAUAAUGCACGUGCAACUGGAGCAACGAUGGCAAUGCCAACAGCACUACCAGUUGUUGAUGAAACUGUUGGUGGUAUUAGUCCACGAAGUAAUAUACCACAUUUAGAUAGGACAGACAACUAUAAUAUUGCGGUGUCUGGGUCAUCAUCAUCGUCAUUUCCACCUGCUCCAGCGUGUACACCUGCCUCUCCAGAGACAUCUAAUUCGAUUAGUGCUAUGGCAGCAGCGUUCUCGAGCACUUUGACAACUGAUGAUUCUGAUAAUCAACAACAACAGUCUCAAACAAAUGAUCCUAUUCAGCUGAUGUUUUAGCACGUGAACUAGUCCAAGCCGAUUUACUGGAUGGUUGUGAUUCAUUAUUGGGUUAGUGUUCAAUUUUUUGUUCAUGUGUUUUUCCAGUUUUUUUCUAUUUUUAUGCCCUAUUGUUUUGUUUCUAAAAGUUAAGGUUAGUAGUAACUUACUAAUAUGACAUAAUAGGCGCUUCCGAUGUUAUUGCUCGUGUAAGUUGAGACUGUUGAGUGAUCAAUUUCGAGAUUUAAUACUAAGUAUUAGUGUGGCGUGUGGUACUUAUAUUGACAUAAGUAGUAGAUGGUGUUAGUCAUGAACAGAAGGUCUGGCAGCAGAGAGACAAGAGGAUCGAACAGUAAAGAAUCGAAACAGAAUGCAAUUUGUAUGAAAAUGCAAGAACAAUGAAGUCUGAGUCAUUUUGAGACAGUUGGUGGGCAUUUUACAAAUUAAGCAUUUACUCUAUGAUUGUUAGAUUUUAUUAACAAGUCCUGUAAUUUUGUGUUAAAUACAUUCUAUUGUCCCCACUGGUGUUCUGUUCACUACACUAGGUAAGGAUGAUAAGUUGAUUCACAAACUUGUGAACCUUUAUCUACUGAGAUAGCUAGGACAUGUAAUACAUAUGAUCAGCAAUCCUACCUUGACGAGUAAUACUGGCUCAUAUAUGAGUAGAUUAGCGGAAAGCUAGAGGCGGCCAAAUGAAAACCUCUCAUCAGUCCAUUAAGUCAAUGAUCUCUAAACUGUGUGAUGCAACUCGAUGGAGACUACUUUAUCGGGGUCCGCAUGAUUAUCGUAGCUGGUGAUUAGCAAAUCUGAGUGGUAAUAUUAUGAUGGUAUUGAUCGAUGGUUGUCUUGUUAUAUCGCUAGUUUGUUGAUGCUGAGAAUAUGAACAUUACCUCAGUGACUGACGAGUUUUAUGUUCAUUGUUAAUUUAGUGAUUAUGAUCAUUCAUCUAUUAAGUACGGACUUACAUUUUCAGCUUUGAGUUCCACUGUAUACAAGGGCUAGUAAUACUAAUCGUUCUUUUAAAUCCCAGCAAAUUGAAAAGAGUCUUUUGAUCUAUCACUUAAUGCUCGAAAACAAUAUACUUAAAUUGUUGUAUUACCUGUUUGCUAUUUAAGAUAGGGUUAUUCAUUGUUAAACAGUCGCAACAAGUGUUUAGCGCUUCCUAAUUUUCAGUAUUUUGAUUAUAGAAUGAUUGUGUUCACUUUUCCAUUAAAUCAUGUACUUCAAAUAAAUUUAGCAUAUUUUCAAUCAGCGUUGAACCUUGAUUAUUUUAUUUUUGUAAAUAAUUCGUAAAGUGUAUUUAACUCGUACAUUUAAUAUUAGAAGGGGUGUUUUGUGGAUAUUAUAGUAGUUUCAGUAGUUGAAUGCAUGAGUCCAUUGAAGCUAGACCACUAUAGAGAACCUGGAAGCACUGGACGACCUACUGUGGGACUCCUCAGCAAUGCGCAUUCACGAUCCCGCCUCGCGAGAUUCGAUCCCAGGACCUAUCAGUCUCAUGCGCGAGUGGCUAACCUCUAGACCACUGAGCCACCAACCAUGGUGGUCUAUCUUCAAUUGACUCAUGAUCUCAACUAUUGAAAUUACUAUAAUAUCCACAAAAAACCUCUUCUGAUAUUAAUCAUCAUAUGCUCACUAGUGACUGGCUUCAAGAAGUAUUUCCUAGAAUUCUAGUGAGAAGCAGUGACCAGUAGAGUUCAACCGGGUCUGUUGUGAGAUAGUAACUCACUGAAGACAAUGAUAGAUGUGUUGCUUAACUUCGUGGAUUAGUUGAAGUUAGACAUUAACACCAUUGGAUGCCGGCUCAGUGGUCUUACAUUUAACUUAAUUGAAGUGGAAUUUCGACUAUGUCUGAAUUUAUCACUAUUGUAUAAUUCUUCAAUGUUAAGUAAAUUAAAUCAUUAGUAGUAUAUUAAUCGUAUAUUAGUAUCGAUAACUGUUCAGUAUCAAUUUGUGUGUAUGUGUAUGUGCAUGUUUGUGUCAACCUAGUUAUCAUUUACACCUUUUUUCUAUUGUAGUAUUCUAACAACAAAACAUAUGAAUCGAAUAACUAUGUCAAUCUAAACACGAUUGUAUUUAGAUUAUGAUUUACAUGUAUGAAAUUUAUGUUUUAUCAAUUUCAUUAAAGGUCAUUUUAGGUGAGGCAGAGUUUUAAAACUAUUCUCAUGAUGAUAUAAAUAUAUAUAUGAGACAUAAACCCAUUUCCACCUUUUAUGCAACGGUACUGUGUAUGUAUGUAUGUAUGUAUGUGUGUGUGUGUGUGUGCUGUAUACCCGUUUUGUUCACUACUGAAAUCCUAUUUUUUUUUCAUAUCAACACUAUUUGCUAUUGCUAUGCAGUUGUGUUUAUUAUGUAAAUGAUAUAAAUUUAUCUGAUAGUUAUUCUCAUGUUUGUUUGUUUGUUUGUUUGUUUUUCUGAUUUGAAUGAUUAAAUUUAUACAGUUGAAAAUAUGGUUGUUUGUUUCUAAAAUGGUUUCUCUCUCUCUAUUUUUCAAUUGAUUUUAAUAAACUUCUUCAAUUAUGACAGUUUUCUUAAUCUAAUGCAUUUUAUGACAAAGAUCCGUUUAUAAAACAUUUUAACUGUUUAGGUUGUUUUUUUAUUAAUUUUUACAAUUUAGAUAUUUCAUUCUAAUAUUUAAAGUAGUCAGUCAGUCAACAACACAGAACUUCGUAUGUACGUUUCAUAAAUAUUGACAUUUCAUCAUAUUUGUGUGUAGGUUGUGAUACUGGCCGGGUUCCCAGACCGAAGCAGGUGGUUUUCUUAGGGGGCCACUCCCCGAGCCUUUGACCUAAAGGUCUAACCCACAAGGCAGUGGAGCAUCGUAAGGAGAUACAGUCUCAUGGUAGCCGGUGACUAACGAUUGGUUCGAGAAGGUGGUUAGUAGGACUUCGCUGGCAGAGGCUGUAUACGCGUGGCCGUGUGAGAGCAUUUCGAGAGGGAGAGCGGGCCCACCCCACUCUCGGCCAUACCAGGGCAUUUGGGGGCGGUACCGAUAUUUAUGUGUUCAAAUAAAUAAAUGUACGUACAUCAGUUCGAGUUGCCAUACAACAUUAGCACGCAGAUACAAUUGUCGAUUCAAAUCUCAUAGUGGUAGAAGUAGUAAAAGUAUAAGCAGUAAUCGGAAACAUUAGGGUUUGAAGAUGUUAUUUAAAGAGCAUAAUCCAGUGAAAUAAAUUUGGAAAGAGAAAAAAGAAAGGGACAUGAAAAAUUGAAAAGAUUAGAAUUUGGGAGUAGUAUUUACAACUGGAUAUGAUCUUUUUUUAGUAUAUAACUGAAUAUAUUGGAGUAAUCAGUAUUGUUAUAGUGACACUAUUAUCUAGAAAAUGGGUUAAUUAAGAUAGAAAUAGUGUUUUAUUGACCUGUAGAACUGAAUUUUAGUCACCUAUGCAUAAUUUAAUUGUGAUCGGUCCUUUCUAUUGCUAUAAGGGCUUGUAAGUAAUUGUUGAACUUGCAUAGUUUAUAUAAUGGAUUAAUCGUAGUUAGACAACCACUGAAAACUAUGAAGCUAUUUCGUCCUAAUGUGAGACUUCAAGAAUGUACAUCUAUGAUCGUAAGCCAGGAGAAAUUGUAUUAAUAAUGAUUAUUAAUUUUGUGUACUUAUCUAUUCUGUCUACAUACAGAUUUAUAAUGUAGCUUUUCAACGUUAAUUAAUAGGACUGUGUAAAGUAUUUAUUCACAAAUCUUUGAAAAUCUGUUUCAAUAUGUAAUAUGUGUCUUGGUAACGGUUGAUUACUUUUUUUUACUAUUUUAAUGGAAUACAUAAUCGCUCUGUUAUUGUAGGGUUUACUCUAGGUAGUUAUGUAUCAGUAAACUUUUCUCCCUCCCCCCCAUAUGUAGGCAAAAACCAUAUGUCUAUGUUGCAAAUGUUUGAUCGAAGUUUUAGUAUAUUUGUAUUAUGGCUAGCAGUGAGAUAAAAAAAAACCCACCUAUUUCACCCUAUUUUGAACUCGUUAUCUGAAUCUACAUACACCCUAGUGUUGAUGUUCGUUAUCCUGUACCUUUGCACAAGUUAAUGCCUAUCUGGACUCAGUAGCUAAGUAGAUAACGCGAUGGAGUUUGGAGAAAACUGUACUGAAUUUGAAUCCUAGAGUAAAUGUCGAUCCUGGUAUGCAGGUCCAUCCAGCUGACGAGUCUCAAAUAGGACGAAGCACACAUAUUGCAGGCCACUGGUAGCCACAUUCUACAAUUAUUAUUUCUAAAUCUCCAUUACAUUUGAUAUUAUUUAAUCUCUUCUAUGUGUCUAUGCUAUUGUUAAGUUAUGUGGAAUUAAACCUUUAAAGUUAUGUUAUGUUAAUCUACGUUGUCAUAUUUCUUUUUUAUUAUAAGAAUAAAAAACACAAUAACCAAAUGAUGAUUAUUUAAACAUUGAGUUUCAGCACAAACUGAUAUGUGUGUAUGUUUCAUUAUAUUAAGAAAAAACAUCACGGAAAUGCAAGUCUCCCUCACACACACACAAAUUAUACUUUAUUCAAUAAGUCUUGUUAAAAGUAAACAAUUUCCAAUUGAUUAAUGGAAUAAUAUGAAAAAAGGGAAGGAUUGGUUUACAUGUAACUGUGUAUGUAUGUAUGUGUGCGUGUUUGCAUUUAUAAUGCUAUUGGUGAACUGUAACGAAUUACAUUAAGUAAUGCCUGUUAAUUCAUUCAAUUAACCUGUCCAUAAAAUAAUUUUUCAGGUGUCAUAAAUUUACAUUGACCCCUAUUAGGUAAUUGAAGGUUGUCAGUAGGACACUCAUGUAUGAGUGGCGCAUAUAUAUUGGCGCUCCCUUGUACCAAUAUUCAUGUGUCCAAAUAAUAAUAAUAAUAAUAAUAAUAAUAAUAAUAAUAAUAAUAAUAAUAAUAAUAAUAAUAAUAAUAAUCUACUUUUUGUACUAUUUGACCUGUAAUCCCAAAGGGGCUAAUACUUCCUAGUGGAUUCAAACCUUAUUUAUCCAACUUCACAGUUCAAGUUGUUACCAUUGUCCUAUUCGUGCUACCAGCAGAUGAUGUCGUGUCAUUUAGAUUAGUGGCCACAUGGCAUCUUGAUCGAUAGAAAGAGUAGAGAAAAAUAACUAUAAUCACUACUCAGUGACUAAUCAAUUAUAUGUUAAUCCUGUUUCCUACUACUGUGUGGAUCAUAAGGAAAUUCUCUUGAAGGAGUAACUAUGCAAAAGGAUGGACAAAAUAACAAAAUCCGAAUGUAUGAAGUAAUAUGAUACAUUUAGAAAUUUAGGAAGAGAUUAGAAAUUAAUGCACCUAUUUCAUGACAAUAGAUUUUGAUCAAUGACAUAUAACAUUAUUAAACAUUGUUUACAAUACUAUCUCAUUGAAUUACACUAGUAUAUGUUAGUUGGUCGAUAUAAGUUAAAUCAACAGUUAUUGACUUUAUGGAGUAGUAAUAAAGCAUAUUAAUCAGACUGUUUCUGGACUUUUUUCCAAUCUAUUUUUAUACUACUGUUGAGGUUAAUUCCUCUCGGUCAACUGAGUAUUUUAAGCAGGCCAAAUCUCCUAGUAGUAUUAUGAAUUUACUUGUAUGCCAGAACACUAGUUGUGGGGAGAGUUUAUUCUCAAUAAUUAGUAAAAUCCACAAGCGUACAGAAAGCAAUCACACAGGGAAGAGUAUGUGUGUGUGUUGAGUGUUAAUCGACUGUGGGUAAGUUAUUGAUUACCUGUGUUUACAACCAACUGGAGGAUAGGUAAAGAUUGGGGUGCAGACAUUGAUUUAAUCAAACUCACACAUUUAUAGUUUGGGUUAAUUGUCGAAAUUACAUCAGUUAGGUAAUAAAAAAUUCAUACGCUUGUUUAGAUAACCUCGUUAUCUGGUACACGUAGUACAUACAUUCUAACUAUCUUAGUUUUAUACGAAUAUUCAGGUGAGUCUAUGGACGAACCAAUCAGGUCUAAUAUAGCGAGUCUCGGAUUGUAGCACGAAAUUCAUUCAUCUAUAUGAUUAAAUAGCAUUUUAGUAUUAUAACUGAUGUUGAUUCGUGAUGAAAAGAUAAACUCUAACUCUAGAUUCCUGUACUAAAUUUUCACCUUAAUAUGUAACUCUUUUUAGAUCGUAGCAAAUAAGAUUUUCUCAAUGUCACUUUGGUGUUCAUCGAAAGGUCGUGCAUAAAUUAUAGUCUCAUCAAUAUUUAACCUGCCUAUAAUCAAUAUUAUCUCACUUUAUUAUCCCAUCAUUAUGUAUACAUUGCUGCGUUUUGUUAAUUUCUGUACAGGUUAGUAUUAUAUAACCAAUAGUUUUAUUUUCAUCUGUUUAUCUUCCCAUUAUAUUUCUGUAGUUGCACAUCACAUGAGUGAAUUGGUCAGUAAUCCAAGUGAACGUGAACGUAUUUUACCAUUAGUAAGUUGUUGGUUUUCAAACACAUAAUUAGUGAUCAUAUUUUCAUUUUUAUUGUGUAUCUUCAAAAAGAAAAGAUCAGAAAACCACCUGCUUCGAUUUGGGCACCCGGGCAGUAUCACAGCCUUCACACAUAUCAAAUGAGAUUUGUGUGGCGCAUAUGUAUUUGGUGCCUCUUUGUACCAAUAUCUAUGUGUUAAAAUAAAAUAAAAACAUGUAGAUUUAUUCUCUAUUUGUACGCUAUUCAUUCAUAUUUCAAAACUUAUACAGUAAUAUGCCUCAAAUACCAGACUAUACUCCAACAACUUAUAAAAACAUCACAAUAUAUACACAGCUCAGUUAUAAGUAUUACAACAACCAAGCAGUGAUGAAUUAAAUAAUUGAUAAUUAAUCUAGAAUAGUAAAACAUAUAACAAUAGCUUGUAAGUCAAAUGAACGCUUACAAGUAAGAGAAUAUUAAAACAUGAUAAUACAAGGAGAUCUAAUGAUAAUAUGAUAAAUAUCUAGACAAUAACUUUCAUGACUUUCUUAAAUUUUCUUCUAUAUAACUUGAUUACAUGUAUAUUGCUACAUGUUUUGAACUGUCGAUUAGUUAAAUUUGAUUUUCAUGACUCUUAGAUAAUUAAUAUCAGAAGGAAUUUUGUGGAUAUUAUAGUAAUUUCAAUGGUUGAGAUCAUGAGUCAGUUGAAGCUAGACCACAAUGGAAAACUUGGAAGCAAUGGACGGCCGUUUCGUCCUAUUGUAGAACUCCUCAGCAGUGUGCAUCCACGGUCUCGUCCCCCGCGAGAUUCGAACCCAGGAAUUAUAAGUCUCGCGCGCGAGCGCUUAGAUAAUUAUCAGUAUAUUGUAUAUGAGGGUAGUUUUUCUUAGUACUAGAUAAUUAGAUGAGUUGGACUUAGAACUAGAUCAAUAUAAUAUGAUAUUUGUUCACAAGGUACAUUCACGCAUGAAUAUUCGACGACUGAUUAAGAGCCAGAUAUAAGCUACAGUAAUAAUAUUUUAUCACACAAUACAAGACGGUCAGUAAGUGAGGUGAAAAUGAAAUCGGUUUUACAUAUAAGUUAAUUUCUUAUUAUUCUAUGUGACCAGAUAUAUCUUUCUUUACUCAUCAGCUAGUCACAACUUACUUUAACCGACCUAUCAAGUACCCACAAUCUUGAAGGCAUUAAUAUUUCCUGUAUGGUUAAAAUCCGUAUCACCUAUCCUCACAAUCUGAGAUCUUACCUCUAAGCUUUUUGAGCCACAAUUGAUUCGUAGUAGGGCUGAGAUGUUAUCUACAAUGAUCUAGUACAAACAUAAUGUUUAACCACUUAGAUUAGUAGCCACACUGCAACUUGAUCAUUAAAAUUUGAUCAGCACCAAAUAGGGUGAUACGAAAACAACAUUAGUCCUUAUUCAGUUAUAAAUCAACCGAGCUUUUAGCAAUAUAACUCAUUUAAUAACUACAAGUUUUUGUUAUAAAGGGUAAUGUCCGAAAUCUGAUACUAAAUACACAACGUGCUACGCGCUAACCCUUCCAACUCACUAGUUGAGCGUGAAUACAAGAAUGGACGAGAAAGUAUUUUGGGGUAUAGAAUAAAAUACAUAAAUACUCAUAUAUAUAUAUACCCCUUGGGAAAUCAAUUCAUUUCUUAGCCAAUGAUAUACACUUGUCCUUCAAGUUACUUCUAAUUGACAUUCUCAUUUAGCUACCUGUGAUUCGUUUACCGUAUAAGUUUGUAUAGUUGAUCUUAAGCCACACGUUUUGUAAAUUUGCAGCUAACUAUAUUACCUAUAUGUAGCUUUCGAAAAUCCUUAUUAUUUGUAGACUACCAUCGAGAGGCUAACUAGUUUGAAAUUGCUAACAAGAUAUAUUUCCACUCUUAAUGGAAUUAAUGCUCAUAAUGACAAGAUUUGAGCCUACAUUACCUAGUACCAUUGUUACAUACAUUACUCGUAAAGUAUUCUGUUAAUUUAAGGUAUCAUUAUAACAUAGUAAAUAGUAUUUAAUAUCAGAUGGGUUUUGUGGAUAUUAUAGUAGUGGUUAAGUGCUCACGCGUGAAACCAGUAGGUCCUCGGUUCGAAUCUCGCAGGGGGCGAGGUCGUGGAUGCGCACUGCUGAAGAGUCCCACAACAGGACGAAACGGCCGUCCUGUGCUUACAGGUUUUCCAUGGUGGUCUAGCUUCAACUGACUCAUUAUCUUAACCAUUGAAAUAGUAUUUACUCAAUAUAGAUAAAUAGAGAUGUAGUUAUUUGUUAUUGACUUAUAAAACUCCAGACAAUAUGUAUCACUUACAAUCUACUUCAAAGUGGAUUUCCAAAAAGCAAACAAACAAACAAGAAUGAAGUUUCGUUUUUCUUUCAAAAAAAUUUUUGUAUAAAAACAUAGAG